AUGGCCUUUGAAUCACAAUUUGUAUAUGUUACAUCUACCUCGACUAUCAGUGUUUCAUUCUGGAUAUAUCUAGUUGAUUGGGUGUUAGUUCUAGUAUUGGGUCUUGGAUUUUUAUUCUAUUUCCAUAAACUAUUAGGAUUUAUAUUUUCAUUUUUAUUCAGGUUAUUAUUAUGGAAAACUUAUAAAGUAAGAGUUCAUGUGGAUUCAUUGAAAUUAUCACCAUUAGGUGGUAGGUUGUUUAUUAAGAACUUAACAAUAUCAUCAGCAGACACUACAAUUUCCAUGUUAAAUAUAACAAUGACUUGGAGGUAUUGGUUUAUACGUUUAACUAAAUUAUCCAAUUUUUAUUGGGAAGCAGAUUAUGAAACUGGUGGAGUAUCUCAAAAGCAGAAUGAUAAUUCUCCUUCAAGAUUUUUAAUAGUUGUGGAUGGGCUUGAAAUUUUUAUGUAUAAUAGAACAGCUGCUUAUGAUGAUAUUAUAUCUUCUUUAAAUAAAAGUAACGAAAAGGAAGAAGUUGAUUUAGAAAGUACGAAAUCACCUCCAGCUGCGGAAAGACGCUCACGAUCAUUAAUGCUACUUUUACAAAUAUUGCCAAUUGAAUUAAAGGUUAAGAAAGGAGCCAUUGUUAUCGGAAAUAUUACUACUCCUACAAUUCUUGUGGCAUCAUAUAAGGUUGGUUCAGGUUUAAUUGAUAUAGCUAAAGCUCCAAAUCCAUUGGAUCCAUAUAGAUUAUUGCAUGACUUUCAAUUUGACCACUUUCAAAUUUGGAUGAAACCAAAUAUCGGAUAUGAUAAAGAUAGAUUUAGUAAGAAUCAUGAUCCACCUAAAAAACGCAACUACAAAGUAUGGUAUGAUUUUCUUAAAGCUACUAGAUGGAUACAUAAGAGAUUGAAUAAUGAGGAUUUACCACCUGAUUAUAAUUGGCAUGGAUUGAAAAGGUAUGUUGGAGAAGUUGAGGAACAAGAAGUCGUAAACGAUGAACAAUAUGCUAAAUUCAGUUUAAUACUAGAUUCACCCAUGACAAGAAUAGUUUAUUAUUAUGAUUCAUUGGGUUAUAACAAAGAUAAUUCAUCACUACCAGAACAAGGGGUGGAAGUAGAAAUCUCGAAUGGAACUAUACAUUACGGACCCUGGGCUGAUAAACAAAGAAUUCCUUUACAAAACAUGUUGUUCCCAUCAAUUUCCAAAAAUUCUGCACCUAGAGAACGAUGUGGAUUUCGAAGAGACUAUGACGGUUUCAAAUUUGCAGUGAUAGUUCGUGAUGAAUUAGUUAUUAGAGUUCCAACUAGAGAAUCAAGUAAAGAUAAAGGAAACCACAAAAUUAGACCUUUUGGUUGGUUGGAGAUAAAGGUUGCAGAAGGUUCCAACAUUGGUCUGUUUACUUCAUUUAUGACAGAAAACGAUAAAUGGCCAAAUAAGUUGAAAAUUAUCUUCAAUAAUCCAGAAAUUAGAAGUUCAGUUAAUCAUGAUGUGCUAUUUGUCGCUGAUUCUCAUGAAAUUAAUGCAGAUAUUGCGUUGCCUUUACAAUGGAAUGGUAAAUGUUAUUGGACAUUUAAUCAAGUUAGUUUGAAUUCAAAAUUAUUUGUGCUUAGAGAACAUUUACUUUUAUUUUCUGAUUUAUUUACUGAUUUUGCACUGGGAGAACCUCAACCUUAUGAGUAUUUUAGACCAUUUCAUUAUAACAUUAAUUGGAAAUUAAUCAAUUACGAAUUUUAUUUAAAUGUUAAUGAUCUUAACAUUAUUGAUAAUCCUUUAGAUUUUGAAAACAAUAAAUAUUUGUCAUUUCAAGGUGAAGAAAUCAAUUCUGAAAUUAAUAUACCAAUGUAUGGAAAUUUUUCCAAAAAAACUACAGUGUCUUAUAAGAUUUGGACACCUUUUUUUGAUUUAGUACUAGAUACGCCACCUUGGCAUACAGUUAAUGCUUAUCUUAAAGAAACUAAUGUUGUCGGAAAAAGUGGACAUUUUGUGAUCGAUGGAUCUUACACUUUUUAUAGUGCAGUUGAAAUCAACACAGCUAAUUUGGUAGAAAUAAAUUGUAUUGCAGAUGAAUUAAGUUUGAAAUUUUAUGGAUUUGUUAUUAGAUAUCUUUUUACAUUAAGAGAAAAUUAUUUCGGAGAUCAUAUUCACUUUAAAACAUUUGAGGAAUAUAAUAAUGAAGAAGAAAGUAUUAAAUCGGAUACUGUAGAAGUAGAAGAUUCGUAUUGGAAAAUGGUAAAAUAUGAAAAUGAUGUUGAUGUUUUAUUUAAAUUUCAAGUUAGAAAUGGGUUAAUAAUUUUACCAACUCAUUUGUACAGUUCAAUAAACCACAUUGGUCUCAACUUUGAUAUGUUAGAUAUAGACAUUAGAUUUUGUAAUUAUUAUAUGGACAUGCAAGUUGAUUUUAGUCCUGUAUCUGGAGUUUUGGUAAAAGGAAGUGAUUGUGGAAUGAUGAACGUAGCUGACUAUGCCAAGAGGUACUUACAUUCCCAUGCUGAUAUGUCUGUUGAUGGAUUUGGAGUCCACGCUCAUCGAAUGUUUGGGAUUCCUCCAAAUGAACUCACUUUUUGGUGUAAGUGGGAUUUUUACGGUGGUGAUUGGAUUAUUGAUAGUCAACCUUAUUUUGUGAAAGCAUUAAAUUCAGGUAUUUCAAAUUUUGGAAUUGGAUUUCUGGACCCUGAAAAUGCUUUGGAUGAAGCUUUUCCACCAGCAUUUGAUGCCGCAAAUUUUUCAUUUAGAUGUCCUAAGAUUUUGAUAAGAUUAAGAACUGACAGUGGCUGGAUAGAAUUAAAAUUAUUAGAUGUAGUGUUGGGAUAUAAUGAUUUGUCAAACAUGAGAUAUUCAAAUAAAUUAUCGGUUUCAAUUCCAGAGAUUCAAGUCAAUGUUUUCAAUACUGAAAAAGAAAAUUUAGCCAAUUUGAAAACUUCUUUAGUUUUUUCUAAUAUUUGUCAAAAAGUUGAUAUGGUUGGUCGAAGGGAUACGCAACAGCUUCAUGUGAGAGAUAACGAUGCGCCAUUUCAUAGAUGUCCAUUUAUUUUAUUUGAAGAGUACCGAGACGAAUUUUAUGAUGAGAAUAAAGGUAGUUUUUUAACUUCUUUCACACUUCCAGAUGUUGCAAUUCCUUUAAUGGAUGAUGCAACUACGCUGACCUCAACAGAAGAUGAAGAAACAGUACUACCAGCAUUAGAUUAUAAUGAUGAUGACUUUAAACCUUCUUAUGACGUGGAUCCCGAUACUGAAUAUGAUAAUUUUAUUUUGGAGCUAGGAGAUUUGCUUUUAAAGAUGGAUCCAAAAAGUCUAACAGUAAUUUUAAAUUUAAUGAAAGAGUUUCAAGAAUUUGAUAUAGACUCAAUUAUGGACGAAAUUGGUGUUAAGACAAUAAAAAUGCUCAAUAAUUUUUUAAAAUCCUCAAAAUCAGUGAAAAAUUUAAGAAUAGUGAAUCAUAUCUUAAAAGUUUGUGUUGAAUUAGAUGACGAAAGUAGUAUAAUCUUAACUAGUAACGAUUUGUCCGUUGCAUUAUCAAGUAGAACGGAAUACGCUGAAAAUCUGGGUAAUAUUCACACAGUUGAAGAAUUUUCAUUAGCACUACAUCUUAGUUCAAUUGGUAUAGAUUUAAAAGAUAAAUUUAAACUCUCAGUUGAAGAGAUAGAAUUAUGGUUGGAAAAAGUAAAUGAUCUUGUAGGUUCUGUGAAAUUUGAUUUUGUUGAUUCUGAAAUUGAUUUGAAUCAUGAUUGGUCAAUCGAAUUUGCUAAAUGGAAAAAUACAUUUGAAAAAGAACUAAUUGGAUUGGACGAAUUACGUUCAGAAAGAUCUAAACAUGCAAGUUUGGUUUAUGCACUAUCAAUUGCCUCAUCUGAAUAUUUUAUUGAUCAUGAUCCUGAUGUUUUAACGAGGCCUGCUUAUGUUUUGAGAGCUAAAAAGGAGCAUAUUAGAUUUUUCGAUGGUUGGAAAGUUGUUGCUAGAUUGCGUCAUAUUCUUCGAAGUUUACCUCCAUCAUGGUGGGACCUGAUCAAUUUAGAUUCAAAUAUACCGGAAAAUGCUUAUGAUCAAGUAACUGAUAUAUUUUCAAGAUGGAGAAUGUGGGAAGCAAAUCCUCAGCAAAGAAUAUAUAUGUUUAAAUAUAUGUUUGGUGUGAAGGAGAGUGAUUUAACUGAAAAUUUGAAUUUUGAGUUUUUGUUAUACGAAUUUGAGUUCAGGAGCAAAUGUCGAAAAAGUCCUAGCUAUGUAAAUGUUGAAGAUUUGACGAUUAGCUGUGUAAAGGAUGAAGUUGUUUGUCUUAUCAAUACUUAUGAUGGUAAAAUUACUGUUAAAAUGCUUGAUACUGUUAAAAAGUUGAUGAAAGAAUUUCCAACAAACGAGGUGAAACUCGAAAACAAAAAGGAAGAAAAAAUUAAAGCAAAGUCGUUAAACUUAUUUAUUAAAGUGAUUCAUUUUAAACAAUCGUUGUUUUUAAUUUCAUCUUCAUUAGAUAUUAGAAUUGAAAGCUUUUUAUGUCAGAUGUUGGAAAAUUUGGAAGUUGGUGCAAUAAGUGUUGAUGAAAUUCAUGCAAAUUUAAAAGCACAUGAUCAAAAUAUUAUUAAUCAAGAAUUUUACAAAUUAAAUUUUGUUGCGUCUAAAGCAGAUAAAUUAAUUUUGGAUGUUGGUUUAAAAACUUCAAAAACUAGAAUUUAUGAUUGUGUUCAUACCCUUGGAAAUAUGAUCGAUAAUGAUGUUCCAUACCUCAAAGAAUUUACACCCGGAAGUCAAAAGAAUCAAAAUUCACCUUCCACUCCAUCUAUACCAUUCAUUAUAUCGUGUAACGUCAAGGAAUUUUUAUUUAGCAUGGAUACAUUAAACCCAUUGAAAAUUUCAUUAGUAAUAUUAAAAACACAACUAAAAGCAACACCAAAUUUAAUAAAUCUAAGGAUAGCACGUCUAAAAAGCAAUUUGAAUUAUGAAAAAGAUUAUAUUUUAGAGUUUCAAGGUUCGGACUUAUGGACAAACACUAGUCUUAAAGAUCUUAGUUCCACAAUGAUGAUCAAUUCAAAAUUAUCUUUAGGAUAUUUUAAAAUUCAAUCUUUCAAUUUAAUAAGAACUAUGUCAUUUAUUAAUAAGGACUUGAACAAAGCUAAACUAAAAAUAGAGAAGUUGCAGUCGAUAAUACCUAAACCUGAAUCAAAAAUUUCAACGGAAUCCAAAGAUUCCAAAACAUAUUUAUUCAAAAUCAAUUUUCAGAAUAAUUACUUAGAGUUGUCAAGUCUUAUGAACAAAAUAAAUACCAGCGUGGCUCUUGAAGGUACUGAGUUUAAUGUUUCGAAUGUUUCAUCAUUUAAUGAGGUACCAAUAUUUGGAGACUUUUCAGUACUUACUACCAAAAUCAAUUUAUUAGCUAAAAGUAUUCCACUUGAAAUUUCAAAUCUUCUUGAGUUAAAUUUUGCAAUUAAAAUUUUUAAUGAUCAAGAAUCCACUCGUCAAAAUUUACAAAUUGAGUCCCAAUUCUGCAGAGUUUGUUGUUCCGAAUUGAUUAUUGUUACAAUUUUAGAGAUAAUGUAUGAAGUUUUAAGAAUUCUCCCUGAAUUUAAAAAUACAACACGGGAGGAUCAUGAGUCAUCAUCAUCAUCAGCAAUUUCAUCACCAUCAACUACUGAAACAACCACAGAAACACCUACAAGGAAUAGUUUCGAAAUGAUGAUCUAUUCCAGAUUUGCAGCUUUUCAAUUCUUGUCUUAUAACUUUUGUUUUGGUUGGCUAUUCAACGAGAAGUCGAAGGAAAUACCUGGUAUAAUAGUUGGUGCAGAGAAAUUUUUUGCAGCUACGGAAGAAAGUUUAGGAAAAUUUACAUUGGUAGGAUCAUACAUAUCAGUAGCAAAUGGUCAUCAAUCGUCAAAUUUUUUCAGUACUGUUUCUGAAAGAAAUAGUUUAAACAGAGCAUUUCUUCCUAUUUUGCAAGUGGUAUACAUUAUAGAAAAAGAGUCUAAAGCAACAAAACAUUUGAAAAUUACUGUUAAUGGUGACGAAAUAGAUGUACGUUUUUUAUCCACUUCUAUUGGUACUAUUAUUCAAAAAGCAGCCAAGCUGGGUACAAAUGUGACACAUAUUAUUGAUAAAUUUGAGGAAGAGCUUAAAAUUCAAGACCCUGAUGUCAAAGAGGAUACAAAUGAUUCAAAUAAGACAAAUUUCGAUCUACCAUACCAAACUAUUGAAUUUUCAUCAACAUUUGCUGGUUCAAAUGUUAUGAUAUAUAAGAUUGAAGAAGAGCAAGAGGGAAAUCCUUCUUUGUUUUUACAUGCACCUGCUAUAAGAACAGCUUUCAAAUAUUUCAAUUCAGGUGAGAAGAAGAAACUAUAUGGUGAGUUGUUGACCUCAUCAAGUGAAAAUACGUUAAAUCCUAAAUGUGUUCCUGUUUUAUUAGAUUUAGCUGCAAGUGUUAAAGAUUUGAUGCAUGAACCAUCUAAAGUUGACAAAAAACCAAAAGAAAAUGAUUAUGAUUAUUUUGAAAAAUUGUUGCAAGAUAUGGAAUUACAUAUUGGAGUAAAAAUAGAGAAACAGACACUAACUUUGAGUUGUGAACCAACUGCAAAAGUUGCAGCAAUAGUGGGAUUGGAGAAUAUUUAUAUUCAAGUGAACACACUAGAUGCAAGCACAUCAUCAUUGACUGUUUCAAUAUUAUUGGAUUGGAUAUCAGCAUCAUUACAACAUAUAUAUUCGAGAGAUAUUAGUGCUUCAAUGAGAAUAGAAAAAUUAAUAUUGCUGAGCUAUGUUGAAGUUGGUGCUAAUGCUCAAAUUUCAUCUUCAGGCUCUUUGACCAAUGUUGCUGCUUAUGUUAAUGUAAAACAGUAUCAAGACGUUGAUUUAUUUAAAGAUAUAUGGUUUCCAAAAGAAUUAUUUCAAUUAUAUGAGCAAGAAGAUAAAUUUGAUGAGACUCCUUUACAAUUAGCUGAGCAUAAAAAUAUUUCUUCCAAAUUUAAACAAGUAUCUACAACUUAUGCAUUUCCUUGGGUUGUCGUAUUUGCUAUAAAUACAAUCAAUUUAGAAGUGGAUUUGGGUCAAUCUUUGGGACUUUGUAAUUUAAUUAUAACUAAUUUUUGGGCUCUUUCAAAAAAACUGGCUGAUUGGUCACAAGAUUUAAAACUGGGUAUUGACUCAAUCGAAUUAAAAUCUACUGGUAGAUUAGGAGGCUUUAUUUUAAUUGAAGAUAUGAAUUUACAUACUGCUAUCAGUUGGAAAUUGGUUGAUGGAAAGACACUUGAUGUUCCUUUAAUAUCUGUUUCAGGUGGUUUAAAUAAAUUUCUGAUGAAAAUAUCUUUUGAUUAUCAUGUUAUCGCUAUUGCAACAUUAGAUUCUUUUUCAAUGGAUAUGUACAACCGAAAGAGUGACGAUACAAUAAAAAGGGAUCAUUUAUUUAUUGCUACGAAAUUCAAGACAGUCGAGAUUUAUAUAACUUCUUUAACAGCUUCAAAUUUUGUUGACAUAAGUAAUACAAUAUCUAGGAUGAUUCAAGAUAAUAAAAGAUCUUACAAGGAAACACUUCGAGAUUCAUCGAGAAAGUCGGUAAUUCAAAAACCUAAAAUGGAUAAUUCUAUAUUAGAAACUAUCAAAAAAUUGGAAACUAUUAUUCAUGUAGCUGCUGGUAAAAUAUUAGUUCAUGUAUCUCCAUCAUCUUUAAACAAUUCAAAGGUAUUAGUUGUAAAACUAGAUGAUUCAAAAGUUGAAUUUCAGCAAAAUGAAUUUGAAAAAAGAUUAUCAAAUGAAUUGGGUAUUAAAUUUAAUGACUUGAAAGUAUCAUUAUCGAAUGUACCAGAAACUGAUGAAUCGUUCAUUCAAAAUUGUAGUGUUGAGGAUUUUAGAAAGAUUGCCUUAAAAGCAAAAGGUGGUUCAAUCUUUGUUUUCCCUUCUUUUAAAAUUUCAAUGAGAACUUUUGAGAAAACUGAUCAAAAUCUUAUCGAAUAUUUAUAUCAAUCGACAUUUAAUGGGACUGUUGAUAUUCGUUGGAAUUUAGGUUCUGUCAACUUCAUCAGGGAAAUGUAUUUGAUUCAUUCCAAUGCAUUAGCGUCAAGAAUGGAAUAUCGUCAAAAAAGACAACAAUUUGAGGAAUUCACUCACAAUAGUACCACAAGCACUAAUACAACAUCUACUUUAAAACAACAAUUGAAUGCAGAGGACCCAACUAAGGAUAUUGAUGAUGCAAUAAAAGAGACUAUGGAGAAAGUUGAAAAAACAUCAAAAUAUCGAUAUGUUGCUUUAGCUCCACCAAUAAUAGAAGCUCCACAAUUAAAAGAGUUGGGAAAUGCUACACCACCAUUGGAAUGGUUUGGUUUGAAUAGAAGGAAGUUUCCUAAUUUUACACAUGAGUUGGCUAUUGUAAAUUUGCAGAAAUUGAUAAAUGAAAUAGAAGUUCAAUAUUCGAAGAUGUUAGGAAAAGCAUGA
Lodderomyces pseudojiufengensis is the source of this 8382-nucleotide messenger RNA. RefSeq lists its product as uncharacterized. NCBI's taxonomy places the organism in Eukaryota, Fungi, Ascomycota, Pichiomycetes, Serinales, Debaryomycetaceae. The coding region runs from base 1 to 8382 and encodes 2793 amino acids. Gene Ontology annotation, biological process: fermentation. The transcript has a single exon. The record is from RefSeq and is a predicted model, not a curated record. Gene Ontology annotation, cellular component: membrane.